Messenger RNA from Postia placenta MAD-698-R-SB12, 2421 nucleotides. Its product is annotated as glycoside hydrolase family 5 protein. Lineage: Eukaryota; Fungi; Basidiomycota; Agaricomycetes; Polyporales; Adustoporiaceae. The transcript has 14 exons. Gene Ontology annotation, molecular function: beta-glucosidase activity. The record is from RefSeq and is a predicted model, not a curated record. Bases 1 to 2421 code for a protein of 806 amino acids. Gene Ontology annotation, biological process: carbohydrate metabolic process.
AUGAUUUCGCGCACGGCGUCAGACGCGUCGUUCAUUUUUGUGCGGCAGGAUCAAGACGCUUCGCAGGACUUGGCGGCCAGCCGUCUCACAGAGAGCGAGCUGCUUGUGGACAAGUCUAAUGUGGAGACCCCAAGGGCUGAAGUAGACCGUGCGCUUGCACAACCCCAAUCGCCCGCAGCGCGACCCCCAGCACCGAAGGCUGCGCCUUCAUUCGCACAUGACUGGUCGGCCGCCGGAACGGGCGGCAGGCUGUAUACCCAUGGACGCCACUUUGUAGACGCGUACGGAAGGGUGUGCAACUUGAGAGGAGUGAAUUUGGCGGGGAACUGCAAAACGCCUACAAACCACGACCAUGACACAUUCCCUGCCAACCACGCCGACGUGACUUUCGUCGGCCGGCCGUUCCCACUGGAGGAAGCGCACGAGCACUUUGCAAGAUUGCGUAGAUGGGGUCUGACGUUUAUCAGAUUCCUGGUGACUUGGGAGGCCGUAGAACACGCCGGCCCGGGUAUAUACGACACCGAGUACCUCGCCUACCUGCGCAGCAUCCUCUCGCUCCUCCCGCAGUUCGGCCUCACGGCCUUCGUCGCGCUGCACCAGGACGUCUGGUCGCGCUACACAGGUGGCUCCGGCGCGCCCGCAUGGACGCUCGAGGCGGUCGGCUUCGACCUGCACGGGCUCGAGGAGCCGGGGGCCGCGUGGCUGCGCGGGGUGCGCGGCGGCGGGCACACGGAGGACGAGCGCGGGCUGUGGCCGUGCGGGUACCAGAAGCUCUCGGCGGCGACGAUGGCGACGUGCUUCUGGGCGGGCGACGCGUUCGCGCCGAAGCUGCGGGUGCGGGACGCGCGCGGCGCGGACGUGUCGAUACAGACGUUCCUGCAGACGGCGUUCCUGGACAUGUGGGAGGUCGUCGCGAAAACGGUCGGCGACCUGGAGGGCGUCCUAGGGUUCGAGAUCAUGAACGAGCCGCAUCGAGGCUACGCGGAGCUGCAGUCGAUGCACCAGUUUGACUACAACACCGACCUGCACCUCGGGCAUGUCCCGACCGCUUUCCAGUCGUUCACGCUCGGCGCGGGCUAUCCUACGGAAGUCGGCUUCUGGACGCGCACCUUCCCGAUGCCGACGCGGCUCACAGGCAAGGCAGUGCUGAACACCGCACGCCAGAAGGCCUGGCGCCAGGACGGGCCCACGGGCGGGCGCUGUCUGUGGGAGAUGCACGGUGUGUGGGGGUGGGAUUUGAAGAAAAACGAGGGUGUUGUGCUCCGCGAGAGCUACUUCAAGAAGCACCCGAUGACGGGGAAGACGAUCGACUGGUACACCGAUUUCUUUUACCCGUUCGUGCAGAGGUGGGCGGAGCGUGUGCGUAGCGUGUCGAGUCCAGACAAGCUUGUGCUUGUAGAGCCGAUACCUAACGAGUUCUGCCCUUCCUCUUGGACACCCGAGCGGCAGCCGCCUAACGUAGUGUACGCGCCACAUUGGUAUGAUCUCAACGCGCUGUUCACCAAGGCAUUCGGAGACUUCACAGCAAACGUUCAGGGCCUCUCCCGAGGCAUGUUCAUCUUGAAAGCGUUAUACUGGGGCCAUCAAGGCGCUCGGGAAAACUUCUCCCUUCAAAUCCGGAACAUCGUAGAAGCCGGCUAUCGUUCCUUGGGCGAAAGGCCUGUAGUCAUAGGGGAGUGUGGUAUCCCCAUGGACAUGAAUAAGGGCGAGGCGUUCCAGACGGACAGUUGGAUAUGGCAAACGCGCAUGAUGGAUGCCAUGCUGACUGCCCUUGACAAGUCUCUCGUUGGCUUCACCCUUUGGAAUUACAAUCCGGACAACGAGGACCACAUCGGCGACGACUGGAACGGCGAGAACUUCUCUUGGUUCAGCAGGCGCCGCGCCCUCACGGGCGACUGGUUGGAUCUCGCGCAGACAUCUCCAACUCUGGACAACGGUGCCCGCAUUGUGCGCGCGUUUGUGCGCCCAUACCCCGCCAAGACUGCUGGCAUCCCAGUGCGCUUCGACUACGAAAUGAACACCGGCCAGUUCACGUUCGAGUGGGUCAUUCCCGGGGUAGACUCCGCACCCCCUGCAGAAGCGAGCGUUGCGAGUCCGCCAUUGGCCAGCCACCCAGCUCUCACGAGCAAAGAUACACAGAUCUUCUUGCCGUCGCUUCUGGCGCACAGCCGGAAAAUUGUCGUGCAGGGCCUCAAGCCAGAGGACCGCUACCGCUACGACGAGGCUCGGCAGACGUUGACGAUCACCACAGCUGACCUCGUUCCUGGCGAGAGGCAUAGCGUUACCGUCUCUCUCAACCCUCCGCUCAAAGACGCAUUCACAGUGAACAGCUUCUGGGACGAUUUCGGACUCCACGUAGUCGCGGCGACCAUUGUGCUCGCAUCUAUCUUAAUCUACGUCAUUAUGUCGAUGGUUUCGUAG